Vigna unguiculata (cowpea) is the source of this 1845-nucleotide messenger RNA. RefSeq names its product ATP sulfurylase 1 (gene APS1). The record is from RefSeq and is a predicted model, not a curated record. Lineage: Eukaryota; Viridiplantae; Streptophyta; Magnoliopsida; Fabales; Fabaceae. Gene Ontology annotation, biological process: sulfate assimilation. Gene Ontology annotation, molecular function: sulfate adenylyltransferase (ATP) activity; adenylylsulfate kinase activity.
AGCAACCCAGGUUGUCUGUUACGAUCAGCAUCAAUCAGAGUAAGAAAGCAAGUUCACAAUUUGGGCCUCCUUCAAUUACCCAUUUGCCCCUCCUUCUCCACUAACUCGACCUUUUCUAUUUUAUAAAGCACAUUCUCAUAAGGGUCCUCAACUCAACACAACAACACAACUCACUUCAAUGGCGUCCAUGGCCACUUUUUUCACCCAAACCUCCUUUCCCUCCCAUUCUCUCUCCAAAACCUUCGAAACCCAUUUCGCCACUGCCCCGAAAGUCAACGCCUGUGUGAGUUUCAGGGCGAGGAGGCAAGUGGGGGUGCGUGUUUCGUGCGGGUUGAUCGAACCUGACGGAGGGAAGCUGGUUGAGCUCGUGGUGAAGGAUUCGGAUAGAGAUUUGAAGAAGGGUGAGGCGCUGUCGUUGCCGAGGAUCAAGCUUUCGCGAAUCGACUUGCAGUGGGUUCACGUCCUCAGUGAAGGAUGGGCCACACCCCUCAAAGGCUUCAUGAAAGAAGCCGAGUUCCUCCAAACGCUUCAUUUCAAUUCGCUCCGACUCGACGAUGGCUCCCUCGUCAACAUGUCGGUGCCUAUCGUCCUCGCCAUCGAUGAUGAGCAGAAGCAUCGGAUCGGGGACAACAAAAGGGUAGCUCUUUUCGAUUCCAAAGGAGACCCUGUUGCCAUUCUCAAUGAUAUUGAGAUUUAUAAGCACCCUAAAGAAGAAAGAAUAGCCCGAACUUGGGGAACCACUGCCCCUGGCCUACCUUAUGUUGAACAAACAAUAAGCAAUGCUGGAAAUUGGUUGAUUGGGGGUGACCUAGAGGUCAUCGAACCCAUCAAGUACAAUGAUGGACUUGAUCAUUUUCGGCUGUCCCCUGCAGAACUUCGUUCAGAGUUCACAAGGCGCAAUGCUGAUGCUGUAUUUGCCUUCCAGCUCCGGAAUCCUGUUCACAAUGGCCAUGCUUUGCUGAUGACCGACACUCGAAGACGGCUUCUUGAGAUGGGCUAUAAGAACCCUGUCCUCUUGCUUCAUCCACUGGGAGGCUAUACCAAAGCUGAUGAUGUCCCCCUUGAUUGGAGAAUGAAACAACAUGAAAAGGUACUGGAGGAUGGUGUUCUUGAUCCAGAGACAACUGUUGUAUCGAUAUUCCCUUCUCCGAUGCACUAUGCUGGACCCACAGAGGUGCAGUGGCAUGCAAAGGCUAGGAUAAAUGCAGGGGCUAACUUCUACAUUGUUGGUCGUGACCCUGCAGGCAUGAGCCAUCCAGUUGAGAAAAGAGAUCUGUAUGAUGCUGACCAUGGGAAGAAAGUAUUGAGCAUGGCACCAGGACUAGAACGACUGAACAUUCUUCCUUUCAGGGUUGCUGCAUAUGACAAGACUCAGGGUAAAAUGGCAUUCUUUGACCCUUCAAGGCCUCAGGACUUUCUGUUCAUCUCAGGCACAAAGAUGCGUACACUCGCAAGGAAUAAAGAAAGUCCUCCUGAUGGAUUUAUGUGCCCUGGUGGAUGGAAGGUGCUGGUUGAAUAUUAUGAUAGCUUGGUACCCUCAAGCAAUGGCAAAGUGCCGGAAGCUGUUCCAGCUUAAUGUUGUAUCAUAAUGUAUAUCUCAUGAUUGGGAGAAACCUUAAGCUUACUUAUUCUCCUGCUAAAGGCCACAUUCCUCAAGGAUCCUCUGGUCCAAUCUCUAAUAAUAAUAAUGAAAAGUUUGGAGAGGCAGCACAGACAAAUUGCCUCUCUCUGUAUGUAUGGCAUUUACUGACCUUUUGCACUUGCAGUGCAAUGGAGCAUGCCAACUUUGUAAUAUAAUCUGGUUGUGCUGAUGAUGUGGUUUCAUAGUUUUCGUUUACUACACUA